ACGACCACUUGACCAUGUGUAGCCAUGUCUAUAAUUGUAAAUUUGCGCUUAAUUUUGAAUUGCGAUGGAUGACAUGGCAAAGGCGCUAGGGGCGUACGCUGGCGGCCUGCAGCAGUCGUUUGAGUCGGUCUUUGAGCGCGUGGGGCAGAGUUUAUCACAGAGUGCAGAUGUGAUGCGCAUGAUGAACGAGGUGAUGGAGUCGGCCAUGCUUCAGAAUCUGUGGAUAUCUUCCAGUUACCAAGUCCACGGAGGUCUGAUCAUCGACGUGAAAAACCACUCGGAGAUCGCGUUGGGUCAGACGAAGAUCCGUGCUCAACUCUACAGUUCAGAGGAGCCAUUCUUCUCUGCAACGCUUGAUUCUCUCGGGGCUAUGGGGCGGAUCCAACUGCAAGCAUCGAUUCAUGACGUCCCUCGUCCGAUAGCAGGGUUCAUCGAGUUGGAAUGUAUCAGUCCAGGUACACAACAGCCUCUCACUAAGCGCUCACCGUUCCGAGUGGUUUAUUUCCAGCUAGGUAGGUUUCAAGCCCUACGAAGUGCGGAGGAGGGAGCUUCUCCUGGCCCGACUGAAGUGACAGUGGCAUCGGACAGAUUUUUGCUGACAAAAGUGAGAGAUCUCCUGGAAAUCAGUCCGAUCGACGGCAUUUUGAGGGACGAUGAGGGCAGGUAUCGCUUCCACCCAGAAUUUCCGCUCCCCAACAACCCUGUGCUUUACCUGUCCGUGAAGACGGGGGGAGCAGGUGACCCAGCAUUUCAAGUCACGGUAUCUGCUGCUGGAAGUGCUGAUACCGCGGAAGAUCGUCGACGUCAAUGCCAGCAGAUAAUCAAUGAGUUGGAGACUGUCGACUCCGAUGAUUCAGACUACUAAAGCGAUCGUUCGUUAACAAGACUGCACGCGUCGUAAGCUGACAGCAAAACAGGUAUUUUGGUAUUGGGAAUCUCUAUCGCUACUUGUCUCGAUGGAUUUUUGCUCAGCUCGCCUCCAUCCCGUCAGCUGCGAAGAAAGCAUCACUAUUUUACGCUACCUUUUGCACUUCACCAUGCAGCUUAAUUAAGCCCAUUGGCGCUUGGAGAGGUAGCCGCGAUCGCUGAACCACUUGUGUAGCAGGAAAGACUGCCCACCGUACAUGGCGCCCAGUACGGCCAACUCGAACAUCGUGUAGUAGAUAAUGCGGGACUUGCUGCUCUCAAGCGCUGUAGCAUUAUCCGGCCACCAUUAGUACAUCCAGCAAAGAUAUUCGACAGUUCUACCAUCUUAGUACUUACUCUGAACGUGACGGUGUACUCGGGCACGGUAGUAGUCCUGCUCAUUGCGAAUGAGCUUCAGCAACGUCUGCAAUCGGUCCAGCGACGUCUUCACACCUUCUAUAUGCUCUAUUAUCGCCAACAAACACAAAUUACACGCAAAUACAUCAGUCAAGUGUCACCAGUAUCUCCCC
Phytophthora nicotianae INRA-310 is the source of this 1436-nucleotide messenger RNA. RefSeq lists its product as hypothetical. NCBI's taxonomy places the organism in Eukaryota, Oomycota, Peronosporomycetes, Peronosporales, Peronosporaceae. The transcript has a single exon. The coding region runs from base 65 to 865 and encodes 266 amino acids. The record is from RefSeq and is a predicted model, not a curated record.